Messenger RNA from Rhinopithecus roxellana (golden snub-nosed monkey), 3581 nucleotides. RefSeq names its product TNF superfamily member 4 (gene TNFSF4). Gene Ontology annotation, biological process: immune response. Gene Ontology annotation, molecular function: tumor necrosis factor receptor binding; cytokine activity. The record is from RefSeq and is a predicted model, not a curated record. NCBI's taxonomy places the organism in Eukaryota, Metazoa, Chordata, Mammalia, Primates, Cercopithecidae. The transcript has 5 exons. Bases 65 to 793 code for a protein of 242 amino acids. Gene Ontology annotation, cellular component: membrane.
CCUCUGUCUCCUGGGUUCAAGCAAUUCUCCUGCCUCAGCCUCCUGAGUAGCUGGGACUAAAGGGAUGCUGCGGUUAUCUGGGGGUCCACUCUACACCCUGGUUGCCUCAGUUUUUCCUGUACUUGGAGGUAUCAGCAGUGAAUGCUAUGAAACAGCAAAGAUGGCAGCCUGCCCCUUCCUCUGGAAGCUCCAUCCCAGGGCGGUACUGUCCUGUUGCCAGCAUGAACACACGAUUGUGAAGAUGGAAAGGGUCCAACCCCUGGAAGAGAUUGUGGGAAAUGCAGCCAGGCCAAGAUUCGAGAGGAACAAGCUAUUGCUGGUGGCCUCUGUAAUUCAGGGGCUGGGGCUGCUCCUGUGCUUCACCUACAUCUGCCUGCACUUCUCUGCUCUUCAGGUAUCACAUCAGUAUCCUCGAAUUCAAAGUAUCAAAGUACAAUUUACCGAAUAUAAGAAGGAGGAGGGUUUCAUCCUCACUUCACAAAAGGAGGAUGAAAUCAUGAAGGUGCAGAACAACUCAGUUAUCAUCAACUGUGAUGGGUUUUAUCUCAUCUCCCUGAAGGGCUACUUCUCCCAGGAAGUCAACAUCAGCCUUCAUUACCAGAAGGAUGAGGAGCCCCUCUUCCAACUGAAGAAGGUCAGGUCUGUCAACUCCUUGAUGGUGGCUUCUCUGACUUACAAAGACAAAGUCUACUUGAAUGUGACCACUGACAAUCUCUCCCUGGAUGACUUCCAUGUGAAUGGUGGAGAACUGAUUCUUAUCCAUCAAAAUCCUGGUGAAUUCUGUGUCCUCUGAGGGGCUGAGGGCAACGUCUAAAACCAGGCACCAGCAUGAACACCAAGUUGGGGGUGGACAGGACAUGGAUUCUUCAUUGCAAGUGAAGGAGCCUCCCAGCUCAGCCACAUGGGAUGUGACAAGAAGCAGAUCCCGGCCCUCCCGCCCCCCACCCCUCAGGGAUAUUUAAAACUUAUUUUAUAUGCCGCUUAAUCUUAUUUAUCCUUAUAUUUUCUAAAUUGCCUAGCCCUCACACCCCAAGAUUGCCUUGAGCCUACUAGGCACCUUUGUGAGAAAGAAAAAAUAGAUGCCUCUUCUUCAAGACGCAUUGUUUCUAUUGGUCAGGCAAUUGUCAUAAUAAACUUAUGUCACUGAAAACGGUACCUGACUACCAUUUGCUGGAAAUUUGACAUGUGUGUGGCAUUAUCAAAAUGAAGAGGAGCAAGGAGUGAAGGAGUGGGAUUAUGAAUCUGCCAAAGGUGGUAUGAACCAACCCCUGGAAGCCAAAGCGGCCUCUCCAAGGUUGAAUUGGUUUCAGUUUGUAUAUUGCCUAAAUUUAAACUUUUUCGUUUGGUGGGGGUUCAAAAGAAGAAUCAGCUUGUGAAAAAUCAGGACUUGAAGAGAGCCGUCUAAGAAAUACCACGAGCUUUUUUUCUUUACCAUUUUGCUUUCCCAGUCUCCAAACAUAGUUAAUAGAAAUUUCCCUUCAAAGAACUGUCCGGGGAUGUGAUGCUGUGAAGAAUCUAAUCAGUGACUUAAGAGAGAUUUUCUUCUAUACAGGGAGAGUGAGCUAACUUAUUGUGAAGGGUUAGCUUUACUGUACAGGAUAGCAGGGAACUGGACAUCUCAGGGUAAAAGUCAGUACAGAUUUUAAUAGUCUGGGGAAGAAAACACAUUCUUUGCCACAGACAGGCAAAGCAACACAUGCUCAUCUUCCUGCCUAUGCUGAGAUACACACUCAGCUCCAUGUCUUUUGCACACAUACACAUUACUGGUUUCAAGAAAUGAGGUGAUCCUAUUAUCAAAUUCAAUUUGAUGUCAAAUAGCACUAAGAAGUUAUUGUGCCUUAUGAAAAAUAAUGAUCUCUGUCUAGAAAUACCAUAGACCACAUAUAGUCUCACAUUGAUAACUGAAACUAGAAGGGUCUAUAAUCAGCCAAUGCCAGGGCUUCAGUGGAAUAGGAUCCCCUUAUGUUUAGUUGAAAUGUCCCCUUGACUUGAUAUAAUGUGUUAUGCUUAUGAUGCUGUGGAUAAUCUGAUUUUUCAUGUCAACUUUCCAGAUGAUUUGUAACUUCUCUGUGCCAAAAGUUUUACAAACAUAAAUUUUUGAGAUAUAUAUUUUUAAAUUGUAGCAAAUGUUUCCCUCACAUUUUAAAUAGAGGAUACAACAUAUCACAGAAUCUUUCUGGAUGAUUCUGUGUUAUCAAGGACUUGUACUGUGCUAUAGUUAUCUCUAGAAUCUCCAGAAAGGUGGAGGGCUGUUCGCCCUUACACUAAAUGGUCUCAGUUGGAUUUUUUUUCCCCCUGUUUUCUAUUUCCUCUUAAGUAUAUCUUCAACUAUAUUCCCAUCCCUCUAUUUUAAUCUGUUAUGAAGGAAGGUAAAUAAAAUGCUAAGUAGAAGAAAUUGUAUGUAAGGUAAGAGGAAUCAAGUUCUGAGUGACUGCCAGGGCACUCACAGAAUUAUAAUCAUAGCUAAAUAUUUAUGGAGGGCCUACUGUGGACCAGGCACUGGGCUAAAUACUUAUAUUUACAAGAAUCAUUCUGAGACAGAUAUUCAGUGAUAUCUGGCUUCACUACUCAGAAGAUUGUGUGUGUGUGUGUGUGUGUGUGUAGUUUACUUUUUGUUAUUGACAAUGUUCUGCAAAAUUGCAGUUACUCAGUGAGUUAUAUCCAACAAAGUAAAUGUUUAUGACUAUAGGUAAUAUUUAAGAAAAUGCCUGGUUCAUUUUUUAAGUUUGGAAUUUUUGUCUAUAUUUCUCAUGGAUGUGCAGUGCACAUGCCAGGCCUAAAUAUAACUGUCGUGUGCGUUGUUUGUGCUUGAUGUCAUGGUCCCCUCUUAUAGGUGCUCACUCCCUUUGGGUGCACCUGGCCGGCUCUUCCCAUGCUGGCCUCUUCAACCACACAGGGAUAUUUCUGCUAUGCACCAGCCUCACUCUACCUUCCUUCCAUCAAAAAUAUGUGUUGUGUGUCUCAGUCCUUUUAAGUCAUGUCCUUCACAGGGAGAAUUACCCCUUCUAUAUACAUGGCAGAGUUUUGUGGAAAGAGAAUUGAAUGAAAAGUCACAAGAUCAGAAUUUUAAAUUUGACUUAGCCACUAACUAGCCAAGUAACCUGGGGAAAGUCAUUUCCCAUUUCUGGGUCUUGCUUUUCUUUCUGUUAAAUGAGAGGAAUGUUAAAUAUCUAACAGUUUAGAAUCUUAUGCUUACAGUGUUAGCUGUGAAUGCACAUAUUAAAUGUCUAUGUUCUUGUUACUAUGAGUUAAUGAGUCUAACCUUCUCCUUUACUAUGUUGAAUGUAUUUUUUUUCCGGACAAGCUUAGAUCUUCCCUCAGACAUCUUUGUGAGUCCUUCAAGAGCAGUUAUCAAUUGUUACUUAGAGAUUUUCUAUUUAGAAAAUGCUUAAGGGAUUCCAAUCCCGAUCCAAAUAAUAAUUUGUUCUUAAGUAUACUGGGCAGGUCCCCUAUUUUAAGCCAUAAUUUUGUAUUUAGUGCUUUCCUGGCUCUCAGAGAGUAUUAAUAUUGAUAUUAAUAAUAUAGCUAAUAGUAAUAUUGCUAUUUACAUGGAAACAAAUAAAAGAUCUCAGAAUUCACUA